GCCACUUUGAUAACAUGAAAGCAAUCAAUAUAUUCGCUUUAAGCCUACUGGGGCUGGCAGCCUACACACAGAGCGCCCCCAACGCUGAAACAGCCAAUGAGGUCCAGAUAGUGGUUGAUCCUUAUUUACGCUUGCAGCCAUCGGAUGAUCGCAGCGCUAACGGCAGUCGAAUCACAGUUGCCAUACCCAUGCAUCAAAAAUUCUUCUUGAGUCCUGUAAAGUUAAAUUGGUAUGAAGCCAAUUAUUAUUGCAGUUUGGCCAACUUGAAAUUGGUGUCGUUCAAUUCGCCAACCAUAGAAGCCGAAUUGAAGGGUUUUCUAAGUUUCUACGGUUUGAGUAACAAAUACUACUGGACCGCUGGCAAUCGUUUUACUACACAAAAGAACUGGGUGUGGGGCUUGAAUGGCUACAAUUUCAACAUCAAUCACUGGGCCGACACUGAACCACGUAACGCUACCGACAGUAACAAUUGUUUGGCUGCGGUGCUUAAGCGCGAACUAUGGUAUACAUAUGAUUGCAAUACUGAAAUGGAUUUUGUGUGCCAGAAAUAAUGGAACCCUUUUGAAUUUUACAAAUAUAUUUCACCUUAAACCUGUAAAAUCUAUUAGAAAUGCCAAUUAGAGUGUUAAUAAUAAAGCAAGGAUUAUUCGUA
Bactrocera neohumeralis is the source of this 652-nucleotide messenger RNA. RefSeq names its product perlucin-like. Gene Ontology annotation, biological process: biological process involved in interspecies interaction between organisms. The transcript has 4 exons. Gene Ontology annotation, cellular component: external side of plasma membrane. Bases 15 to 551 code for a protein of 178 amino acids. NCBI's taxonomy places the organism in Eukaryota, Metazoa, Arthropoda, Insecta, Diptera, Tephritidae. Gene Ontology annotation, molecular function: carbohydrate binding. The record is from RefSeq and is a predicted model, not a curated record.